AUGCAUUUCACCUCAGCUUUCAUUUCUGCUGUCACCCUGGCAUCUGUCUGCAUGGGCGCCGCAGUCGACAAGCGCAAGUCCUGGCUCUUUAGCUGUGGCUGCGACGGUCAAGGUGAUGCUAAUGCCAAUGACUGCCGAGACGCCAUUGCCCAGAUUGAUGUUAACGCCAAUGUGAUGGAUCCCAUGAACGCCAUCAGCGUCGUGCACACGGGUCCCCUUAGCUCCGCAAGCAUCAUGUAUCAGUCGGGCAACUGCGCUCUGGCUAUCGGAAACACUCAGAACAUCAAUGGCCCUGGCGGUGUUGGUGGCGGAGUUACUGGAACCACGAUUAGUGGGGCAGACUUCAAGGACCUUAUGACACAGAUGAUGGGCUGCGAAGACACGGCAAAUGGCCUGAUUAAUGCUUGUGCCUCGGUCGGGGCAGGUAACGCCAUGAUUUUUAAGCAUUAG
Molecule: messenger RNA, 450 nt
Organism: Penicillium diatomitis
Lineage: Eukaryota; Fungi; Ascomycota; Eurotiomycetes; Eurotiales; Aspergillaceae
Exons: 2
Coding region: 1-450 (149 amino acids)
Source: RefSeq, a predicted model, not a curated record